AGCUCCCGAGCCGGUGCCGGCGGCGGACACGGGCGUCCGCCAGGAAUGAACGAGGCGCCGGGCGCGCGCGGCCGGGACCCCGCCUCGCCCCCGCCCCCCCGGGCCGCGCCGCUCUCCGCGCCCGCGCCGCGCCCCCCACCGCCGCGCCCGCCCCCGGAGGCCGCCGGCUACUCCCACCAGCUGCUCCUGCUCCUGCUGCUGCUGCUGCUGCGCUGAACCCCACCCCGCGCCUCGCCAUUGUCCCCGCCGCCGCCCCGCCAGCUGCCCCGGGCCGCGCGCCGGGAGGCGGGGGGCGCGCAUGGGGGGGCGCAGCUGAUGCCGCCGCCGCCGCCGCCGCCGCGCCGCCCUCCGAGGCUGCGUCCCCGGAAGCGCGCUCCCCCUCGCCCCCCGGCCCGGCCCGGCCCCCCGGAUCGGAACGCGCCCCCAUGGAGGCGCCCGGGGUGGCCCAGGCGGACCCGGACCCGCCUUUGGAGAGCCCGGGGGAGACCUCCGACGGGGCGCCCGCGCCUGCGCCCGCGCCCGGCUCCGACGACCCCUCUCCAGAUUCGCCCGGGUACCGGCUGCAGGACUUCGAGACGCUGGCCACCGUGGGCACCGGGACCUUCGGCCGGGUUCAGCUCGUCCGGCAGAAGACGGGCAAGCACUUCUUCGCGCUCAAGGUCAUGAGCAUCCCGGACGUCAUCCGGCUGAAGCAGGAGCAACACGUGCACAAUGAGAAGUCGGUGCUCGAGGAAGUCAGCCACCCGUUCCUGGUCAAGCUGUUCUGGACCUGCCACGACGACCGCUUCCUGUACAUGCUGAUGGAGUUCGUGCCGGGCGGCGAGCUGUUCAGCUACCUGCGGAACCGUGGCCGGUUCGGCAACGCGGCCGGGCUGUUCUACGCGGCCGAGAUCGUGUGCGCCCUGGACUACCUGCACGCCGCGGGGAUCGUCUACCGCGACCUCAAACCCGAGAACAUCCUGCUGGACCGCGACGGCCACGUCAAGCUCACCGACUUCGGCUUCGCCAAGAAGCUGGUGGACAGGACAUGGACUCUCUGUGGGACCCCCGAGUACCUGGCCCCCGAAGUCAUUCAGAGCAAGGGCCACGGGCGGGCCGUGGAUUGGUGGGCGCUGGGCAUCCUCAUCUUUGAAAUGCUGUCGGGCUUCCCCCCGUUCUUCGAUGACAACCCCUUCGGCAUUUACCAGAAGAUCCUCGCCGGCAAAAUCGAUUUCCCGCGAUACUUGGACUUCAACGUCAGAGACCUCAUUAAGAAACUGCUGGUGGUGGACAGGACGCGGCGUCUGGGCAACAUGAAGAACGGCGCCGAGGACGUGAAGCGGCACCGCUGGUUCCGCCUGGUGGACUGGGACGCCGUCCCCCAGAGGAAGCUCAAGCCCCCGAUCGUGCCCAAGGUGCGGGGCGAGGGCGACACCUCCAACUUCGAGGCGUACCCCGACAGCGACUGGAGCACGGCGCCGCCCGCGUCCCCCCAGGACCUGGAGCCCUUCAAGAACUUCUGAGGCGCCGGCCUCCGGGCAGAUACGGGAAGAGUGGAGACCGCCCGGGAAAGCGCGGUCGGUCCACGCCGUCUCGAAGGGCCGCCUUCCGGAUGAGACGGGGGACUGGACCCCGGGGUCCCCCGCCCGCAUGUACCUAAGGGGGUCGGACGGCGGUGGACACGCGUGGGCCUUGCGUGUUCCUGAAGCAACUGGAAUCCUGCAGCGCCGUGGGGUCCUACGGGGUGGAUCUCUCGCUGUUUCCUCACGGACUCCACUUGAUAAGUUCGAACAGAACGUGCUUGGGCACAAGCACAGAUGGUGUGUGCGUGCACACGCGUGUGCGUGCGUGUGCGUGUGCGUGUGUGUGUGUGUGUGUAGGCGUGAAAGACUAUAGGUCAGACACCAUACGGCCACGUGCAUGCGCUCAGGACGCGGAGCCGGUGAUGUUUAGCUUUCCAAUUUCUCCCUCGGGCCCUGGCCGGUGUGGCCCAGCGGAUAGAGCGUCGGCCUGCGGACCAGAGGGUCCCGGGUUCGACUCCCGCUCGAGGGCACGGACCUCGGUGGCAGGCUCCUCCCCGGCCCGGGGCCCCGGUCGGGGGCAAGUGCAGGAGACAACCCGUCGAUGUGUCUCUCUCUCUCUCACAUCGAUGCUUCUCUCUGCCUCGCCCUCUCUCUUCCAUCCUCUCUCUAAAAAUCAAUGGAAAAAGAUCCUCGGGUGAGGAUUCAUCAAAAAAUAUAAAUAAAAAAACUUUAUUCCUCAGGAAUCUGUUGUCUUCGGAACAAAGCCCUAAAAGGAUGAUGGGUGCAUUUUUUUUUUUUUUUAAAUCACCUUCUGUGCAUUUUUAGCUCUUGGUGCAGCAAAUGUCGCUAACAUCCUACAUCCUGACAUCUGUCUGGUCAAGUGAGGUCUUGAAACCAGAAGGCAAGGCUUGCAUUUUAUUUAUUUUCAUUAAUUUUUAAUAAAAAUAUAUAUUUUUAUGGAUGUCAGAGAGGAAGGGAGAGGGAGAGAGAGAGAGAGAGAGAAACAUCCAUGAGGAGAGAGAAUCAUGGAUCGGCCGCCUCCUGCACGCCCCCGGCUGGGGAUGGAGCCCGCAACCCCGGGCGUGUGCCCUGGACCUGGGAAUCGAACCCGGGACCUCCUGGUUCCUAGGCCGACGCUCAGCCACGGAGCCACGCCACGCCGGCCGGGGGAUGCAAUGGGCAUUAUCUCGAUCGCUGCUGUUCGCCUCGGCCAGAUAUGCAAAAAAUAUUUCCAGCGAGAAGAUAACGACGCGUCCCCUUCUCGCCGUCCACGCCCAGAGGUCAGCCCCGCAGCCGACGUGUUUUUGUGUCUAGAACGUUUCGGCUCCCCCGCCGUCGAGCUGAACGGGGAAUCGAACCCGGGACCCUCCAGUCCGCAGGCUGACGCCCUACCCACUGAGCCACACCAGCCCAGGCCAGACUUUUUUUUUAUUGGUUUUUCAGAGAGAGAGGAAGGGGGAGGUGGAGGAGAGAGAGAGAGAGAGGAACGUGGAUAGGAGAGCAGGAUAUCGAUCUGAUGGACGGUUUUUACAGUGAAUCGAUGGCUGAUGCUCUCCAUUCAGUGGAUAGAGCGCCCGCCUGCGGACCAAAGGGUCGUGGGUUCGAUUCACGGACCUCCAUGGCAGGCGCCUCCCUCCCCGGCCCAGGCCCUGGUCGGGGCGCGUGCAGGAGGCAACCCAUCGACGGGUCUCUCUCUCUCUCUCUCUCACAUCGAUGUUUCUCUCUCUUCCAAGUCCCUUUUAAAAAAAAAAAAAUCAAUGGAAAAAUUUCCUUAGGUGUGAAUUAAAAAAAGAAGAAAAAAGAAAGGAAAAAGAAAGAGUCGUUUCUGACGAAUUCGUUCGUCUUGAAGGGGGGGGUGACGUCGACUUAUAAAAAAGAGAAGCCCUGGCCGGUGUGGCUCAGUGGAUAGCGCGUCGGCCUGCGGACGGAAGGGUCCCGGGUUCGAUUCCCGGUCAAGGGCACGGACCUGGGUUGUGGGCACAUCCCCAGGUGGGGGGCGUGUGCAGGAGGCGGCUGAUGGAUGUUUCUCUCUCAUCAUCGAUGUUUCUCUCUCUCCCUCUCCCUUCCUCUCUGUAAAAAAAUCAAUAAAAUAUAAUUUGAAAAAUCAGGAACAAAGAGACAUAGCACAGGAACGGACGUGUGGAGAGUGUCUUUGGACGGUCUGCUUGGUGUGAGUGUGUGUGUAUGCGUGUAGAUGGCGUGUAUGCCUGGGGACGUCUCCCUCUCCCGUGUGCUGGGCAGAUGCCCAGGUUUGCGUGUGUCUGACAGAGGAUACGGGUCCUCCGUCCACGGGAACACGCUGUCCGUGCGGUUUUGCUGCCCGGGAUCGUGUGUUCAGACCUUUCCCCGUCUUCCU
Molecule: messenger RNA, 3858 nt
Organism: Eptesicus fuscus (big brown bat)
Lineage: Eukaryota; Metazoa; Chordata; Mammalia; Chiroptera; Vespertilionidae
Gene: PRKX
Product: protein kinase cAMP-dependent X-linked catalytic subunit
Exons: 9
Coding region: 426-1502 (358 amino acids)
Biological process (GO): protein phosphorylation
Molecular function (GO): protein serine/threonine kinase activity; ATP binding
Source: RefSeq, a predicted model, not a curated record